CGACUCCUUUCGUUACCGGACCACCGUGAGUGUUAUAGUCGACCAGCAUGUGCGAAUGUUGGUCCGAUAGCGAAAUCGCGAGAAACUUGGCACUCGGUUAAUGUCGUUCGUAAUGGACCGCUACACCGAUCCGUCGCACUGUGCCACUAUCGAGCCGACCAUCGCCCUGGUAACUGUCGCCCGACCGCUCCGGGAGGGUUAGUGUGUGUGUUCUCCGUGAGCAGUGUGCGCAACAACUGGAGUCCCUUUCUGUGGGGGCCCCCUCCCAACGUCCCGUCCACAUCCGCCGGUGAAGUGUGACGCUAUGGACUAACGUCGUGCUGGUGGGCCAAUCUCGCUGUGUGCGUUUGGCUUUGUGCCCGAAAAGGUCGACAACGGAUAGGCGCUUCCAGAUCGACAACGACGGUUCACAGUUUAUCGCAAACGAACCCGCCGUCCCAAGGACACACCGGUUUCGGUGUAGGUCGUCAGAACGUCGGAACGAAUGAGGAGUAGCUGCAACAUGCAACGGCGAGGCACUGCAUCAGGUGCGAUUUUAUCGCAACAACAUCACCCACUGCCAAGAGACCCGCCGUCGACGGUUACGACGGCAGCGGUGGUGCUUUCGCAGAGUAAAGACAAUGCAACCGGAAGGCAUGGCCAUCUGAGGAAAUCAUCCGCAGAUUCCAGCUCCGGUGGUAUCGGUGGCGUCGGAGGUACGGGCAAAAGGUCACACGGUUCCGUCGCUAGUAGCAACAACAACCAUAGCAGCAUCAACAGCCAGGCCCAUCACCGGGACACUGACCUAGACGACGCGAGCAACGGUGGCAUGGGAGGUUCCCGGGCGGCCGGCUCUGGCGGCGGCAAGGAUAAGGACGAGGAUGAUAUCUACGAGUUUAAAUCCACCCCGAAGGACUCCAGCUCGAGCUCGAGCGAUGAGAAAGAGAGUAGUGCCGGUGGAGCCACCAAGAAGGGCGAUAAAGCGAGCGAAGAGAAACACUCGUCGGGAGGUGGCCAUCACGACGGUGUUACGCAUUUAGGGCAGAAGACGCACGACGAUAGGACGGUGGCGUCCAAGGAGCACGACGAAAAGCGUGGACUACACGCGCAUCUGGGUGAUGGACAAUCGAAAGCCAGUGCUUUGGGUCAUGCGGAUGGUAAGGCGAUGGGUUCGACGACGAACGCAGCAGGCAGUGAUCGACUAUCGAUAGUUUCUUCGUCCGGUUCCGGUGUACCCAAGCGUCCGUACUCGGAGAUGGCAGACUGUGGCGACGAGUCGGGCCUGCUGCAGAACGAGGAAGAAACGAGGCGCAAAAAGCGCAAGGACGUUGACCCGCUUGGCGGCAUUAAGGAAGCAUCCGUUGGCUCACUGUCCGGGACGUCCGGGGGUGGAAAAUCGGGCGUAGGUGGUCGAGGGGCGACACCACGCCAGGAAAAGGGUUCCAGGGGUGGGACACUAUCGUCGAAGGGUUUGGGUUUGUCGGCCAAAAAUGCGCUCGAUCGCAAGAGCCCCUGUGCCAGCCCCAAACUUCAACCCGGGUCGUCCGUGGCCGCAGCGGUUGGUGAGAGGAACGCGGCCGGGAGUGGAGCCACCGGAGCGGUUGCGGGACAGCAGGGUGCAGGCGGUAAUGUGUCAACCGGUGUCGGAGGGUCGGCUUCGUCGUCGUCCAGUGGCAAAGGUUUUUCCGGCACGAGUAGUAGCAACGAUAGCGAUGGGGAGAGUGGAGGAUUAGGGGGCACGGGGGCCGAUGAUGGACUGAGCGGUGGAAAGGGGAAUGAUUCUGGCUUUGGUGGUGGUUCCGUUGGUGGUCCGAAGGUUCCACCGUUGAAGAUCGUCAUUCCACAGCAGAAUGCGGGAGGUGAUGCGGAAACCGGUGGAAUUACUAGAACCGGGAAGAAUGCGUCCACCAGGAAUCAUGCCGCCUUGCCGUAUGUCGUGGCAUCUUCAAACAGCAAUGAUUCAACGGCGGACAAAGAAAGCACCUCCUCGCGUAGUGCAAGUCCGGCUGAUUCGAAAAGCUCGGACGAAAAGAACCCCUCCCAGGCGGCAAAGGAUGAACGCACGCAGCAGCGUGUCCUCCGUAGCUCGCACCGCGGUGGCAAUAGCAACAGCUCGUUGAAGGACGGUUCCGUGGACCGUUCGAACAACUCUUCGCCGCAGAUGCAGCAGCAAAGCUGUCUAUCUCCUUCGCCGCAUUCGAACAGUGGCUGCGAAACGGGUGGAAGUGGAGCUGGAGCUGCCACGAGCCAGGGAGCAGCCGGUAAUAGGUCAAACAGUCCUAACACGGGUGCUUCUGGAGCGGCUGCAGCUGGUGAGACGGAGAACAGUGGUGGUGUUAACCCGAAGAGUCCUUCCGGUGCUUCCACCGCUGCCGGUAGUGCGUCUGUGGAGGGUUCCGGCCCGGCAGGAGGGAACACCGAAGGUGGUCGUUCGACAGGUAGCGGUUCGAAUGGAAACGCAUCUGGCCAGUCCGGUAGUGGCUCUGGUACCGCAGCGGGAGCUUCCGGAAACUCAUCAGCGUCGUCAACGUCUUCGUCCUCAUCGUCAACCUCGGAUUCAUCCGUCCAUCCUCGCAAGCGUAAGAUAAAGAACAAUAAAGAACAGGCGUCGUCCGGUGGUACAAAUGCGUCCGGUGCGAACGCAACGGCUUCCGGUGCCGGUGGUGGUGGUUCCACAUCCUCCGGUACAGCCGCGACGGCCAGUACCAGCAGCGGGGGCGGGGCGGGAACAUCCGGCGAAGACAAAAAAGAGGGUAGCCGCGAGGAAACACCCGACGUACACCCACACGAUCAACCGAUCACCAACUGCUACCAGAUGUACUUGAACAUUCGCAAGCAGAUCGAGCGGCGCCAGCGGGGUCUGUUUCCGGUGCAGCCGAAACCGCCGCAGGGCUUCAAGGACUACCUGAUGAACCGGUGCACGUACGCACUGGCCGGGAAGAUGCCCGCGGAACCCCUCAUUCAGGUGCCCGUGUCGCUGCCGCCCACGUUGAGGGAGCUCUUUCACGGGCAGGAGAAAGAGCGCCACAAGCUCAAGAUGCAGCAUAUCGUCGAGAAGGAGAAACUUGUGCUGGCGGUGGAGCAGGAGAUCCUGCGAGUACAUGGACGGGCGGCCCGGGCCCUAGCCAACCAGUCGGUGCCGUUCUCUGUUUGCACGAUCCUAAAGGACGAAGAGGUGUACAACAUCAUUACGCCCGAGCAGGAGGAAAAGGAUCGGAAUGCACGCAGCCGGUACAAUGGACGGCUGUUUCUGAGCUGGCUGCAGGAUGUGGACGACAAGUGGGAGAAAAUAAAGGAGGCGAUGCUGCUGCGCCACCACAACGAGGCAGAAAGUCUGCACGCGGUACAGAGGAUGGACUGGGAGUUUAACAUGAAGGAGCACGCGCUCUGUGAGUUCAAGGCAAAACCGAUCAUCGACGAUACGUACGUUCCGAUGGUGAAUGUGAACGAUGAUUUUGAUCUGCUGCCCGCAUAAAGGGAACGGGGUAUAGGGCGAUACUAUAUAGGACGUAUACUUACAAUAUCACCUAUCGUGGCUGAUCGAUAGCGAUUUUUUUUUUACAUAAAUCAUACAAAUAAAUGUAUUAAACCAUA
This is a messenger RNA of Anopheles coustani, 3573 nucleotides long. Its product is annotated as ankyrin repeat domain-containing protein 11-like. The transcript has 4 exons. The coding region runs from base 485 to 3454 and encodes 989 amino acids. Gene Ontology annotation, cellular component: nucleoplasm. The record is from RefSeq and is a predicted model, not a curated record. Gene Ontology annotation, molecular function: protein binding. NCBI's taxonomy places the organism in Eukaryota, Metazoa, Arthropoda, Insecta, Diptera, Culicidae.